AAUUCUAUGUUAUCCAUGAACCAAUUAAUUUAAUUAGUCGUGCUUAUGUGACCAAAAACUUUGAUUUUUUAAAUCAAAUUCCGUUACCUAAACCUACUGAUCCGAUCACUUUUGUACAUUAUUUCUCGCCUACUCUUAAUGAAAUUCUUGCCCCUCAUUACUAUAAUGAUGAUAAAACACAUACCUUAAGAGUUUUUGCGAAGGAUCAUGCAUCCAAUUUUUUAGAUGGAGAGCUAGAAGGAAAUUCAUUAGGAUCCAAGGAAAUUCUUUCAAAAUUUAAACAUACAUUCAUAAUUAGAAAUCCAGAAAAAUCCGUAAA
This is a messenger RNA of Racocetra fulgida, 319 nucleotides long. NCBI's taxonomy places the organism in Eukaryota, Fungi, Glomeromycota, Glomeromycetes, Diversisporales, Gigasporaceae. The record is from the annotation of a GenBank genome assembly.